Messenger RNA from Ipomoea triloba (trilobed morning glory), 2279 nucleotides. Its product is annotated as receptor-like cytosolic serine/threonine-protein kinase RBK2. Bases 271 to 2076 code for a protein of 601 amino acids. The record is from RefSeq and is a predicted model, not a curated record. Lineage: Eukaryota; Viridiplantae; Streptophyta; Magnoliopsida; Solanales; Convolvulaceae. Gene Ontology annotation, molecular function: protein kinase activity; ATP binding. Gene Ontology annotation, biological process: protein phosphorylation. The transcript has 9 exons.
GCAUGGCCCUUCAUUCCUUGGAAUUUCAAUAAAGUUGGAAGAAAGGCCGAAUUUUGGGCAAGGAGAUCCUAGAAUCUCCAAGGAAAUCUUGAUCAUACAUGCAUGCCAGCCGCUAUUUCCGUCUCUGGCUCUCCUCUUUUUCUCUCCCACCUCGUUGCAAACCCCAAUCUUGUUCCUCUCUCCUGUGACCAAAACAAAAAUUUGAUUCAUAGGAGGAAGGAUAGGCCCUGUUUUUUUUUUUUUCUUUCUUUUCGCUGCCCUUGAGGAGCCAUGGGAAAUACUGAAUCUUCAGCUUCUCCAACUCCAUGUGAGGGCACCGGCGAAGCUGCUGAAGAAAAUGAAGAAGUUAUCAUUGAGAUUGAACCCAAACUACUAUUCUGCACUUCCAUAUCCCUCUCUGCGGAAGAGAUGCAAUGCCUAAACCUGGAGGAGAAUCCUGUAGAUAAAGAUCCUAAUAGAGAAAUCAAUGAAGAGAUAAAUUCAAUUGUAGAAGAUGUCAACGAUCACAACAAGGCAACUUUAGCAACCAUUGGGGAGGAUGAUGAAUUAGAGUUUUGCGAGGAGGGGCAUACAGACAGGAUGUUGAGUGAAGCUAGCGGGAAACAGCCAGAGACUGAAAGAUCAGCUACUUCAAAGUUUGGAUUUUUCCAUACCGUGCUUACUAAUGCAGAUGGGAAAACUCAUGCCCAAUUGUAUGGGUUCUUUAGGAAACUGAAAAAAGGACCCGCGGGGAUGAACUUACCGGGAAUGAGCUUACAUACAUUCCAUCCUACUAUUCCCUCUCUAAACUCCAUAAGGAUAUUCUCCAAAAAAACUAGGAAACCUAUGCUGCCAUCUCAAAUGGAUCAUGUCGAUCUCGUUCCUCUGCCAUCUCAAAUCGAUGUCAAUCUCGUUCCUCAGUCAUCUCAAAUUGACGUCGAUCUGGAUGAUUCUCAACUUGACGUCAAUCUUGUUCCUCAUUUCCUCGGGACAUCCUGGAAGAAUUACUCCCUCUCCGAGCUCCAGAAAGCUACAGACAACUUUAACAGUGAGUAUAUCAUCGGGAAGGGAGGCUAUUCCGAAGUUUACAAGGGAAACUUGGAUGAUGGAGGGUUAGUGGCGAUUAAAAAGCUAACCAGGGGAAGCCCCGAGGAGAUGACAGCGGACUACUUAUCGGAGCUUGGAAUUUUGGUACAUGUCAGUCACCCCAACAUUGCUAGUGUUAUUGGCUACGGAGUCGAAGGGGGAAUGUUCCUUGUUCUGCCUUUGUCUCCUCAUGGGAGCUUAGCAACUCUUCUGAAUGGUGAGCAGAACCACAAACUAGAUUGGAGCAGUAGGUAUAAAAUCGCUUUAGGCACUGCUGCAGGCCUUGCAUAUCUUCACGAGGAGUGUCAACGCAGAAUUAUACAUCGAGAUAUCAAGGCUGCUAAUGUUUUGCUGUCACAAGAUUUCGAGGCUCAGAUAUCUGAUUUUGGGCUCGCAAAAUGGCUCCCCGAUAAGUGGAGUCACCUCACUGUAUCUCAGUUUGAAGGCACAUUCGGAUACCUCCCUCCAGAAUUCUUCAUGCAUGGAAUUGUUGAUGAAAAAACCGACGUCUAUGCCUUUGGAGUGUUGCUGUUGGAGAUUAUUACUGGACGCCCCGCUCUAGACGAAGCUAAUAACAGUGUUGUGAUGUGGGCUAAACCUUUGCUACUCACGAAAAGUUAUAAUGAAUUGGCCGAUCCAGUCCUGGGAGGUGACUAUGAUUUGGAGCAAAUGAAUCGUAUGGCGAUGGUAGCUUCGUUGUGCUUACAGCAGUCUGCCACGGACCGACCUUCAAUGAGCAAGGUUGAAAGAAUGCUGAGAGGUGAGGAGACCAUCAGAGUGGACAGCAAGAAGUUCCAAAACAGGCCUUCUACUCUAAGGGCAUUCCCACUAGAGCUGCUCGACGACGACUCCUUGUUCGACUCGCCAGUCGGGGGCGAUGAUGAUUCGCCCAAGAGCUCGAGCGACACCCCCAAGAGCUCCAACGCCACCACGCCCAAGAGCGCGAUUGACCCCAACGACGAGAUGAUCGAUCCCAACGAGAUAAUCCACGAGGUUACAUGGGAACAAUAGGGGCCACAUACAUGCAUUUUCUCAUCACCAUAUUUACUCACUCUUCUUGAUUCAGACCUGCAGGUCCAAAGUGCCAUUGUAGCUCUCUCUAGCAAAUUCACACCCACCCCCCCAUGGUGUCUUCUCAAUUCUCAUGUUAUGAUUCUUCUGCCUAAACUUGGAAGGAGGGAAUUUGAACCAUCCAAACAGGACAGGCGAUCAAA